AUGGCACUGUGGAGACUUGCUGAACAUGGAAAACUAGAAUGUAAGGUGACAUGGAGGAGUAAAAGACAAUCGGCUGAGACCGCAAUGCGCGACGAAGCAUAUAACUGCAUGGAUAUUUCAUGUCUUUGCCCGUAUUUUGGUGGUUUGUUGGAUGCAGCUGGAAAUUGCGUGCUUCCAUCUGGUAACUUCCUUACAAGGGCUAUUCGAAAAGAACUGCGAACACUUACACCGACAGAACGAGCAAAUUUGUUUAAUGCUUUUGUCCAGUUGAAGCAGCGCGGUGAAUAUGAUCGUCUUUCAGCAAUACAUCGUGAUUUUUCCAAAAACAGCGGCGCACAUUUCGGUCCAUCAUUUCUGAUCUGGCAUCGAGAAUACUUGAAAAGAGUGGAAAUAGCUUUGCGUAUGAUUGAUCCAACAGUUGCAAUACCUUACUGGGAUUCUGUAAUGGAUGGUUAUCUUCCAAAUCCAAAAGAUUCGACAAUGUGGACUAACGAGCUUGUUGGCAGUACAGAUGCGUCUGGAAAUGUUAUAGAUGGACCUUUUGCAAAUUUUCCUACUCUAGAAGGUCAUUUGCACAUCACUCGGUUUCUUGGAAGAGAAGGUCAUCUCUUUACUGAAAAUAAUAUUAAAGAUUUUCUGGCGCAAACUAAGAUCGAAAACAUUCUUACUGCUACAGCCCCGAAACGAGGUUGCCCUUAUGCGCCAUUUCUAGGCGCUAUUGAAUAUAGACAUGCUAGCGUUCACCUGUGGGUUGGUGGAGAUCUGAAGCCUCCAAGUACUUCUGCAAACGACCCGUUAUUCUUCUUUCUUCAUGCUUUUGUUGAUUUCGUUUAUGAAUUAUGGCGACAGAUGAGACAAGAUCGUACUGAACGAGAAACGGCAUUCCCAAUAGAAAACAACUUCUGUGAAGAUCCCAAACAUUUCGCUUCAGCAACUAUGUUUCCAUUUAAAAAAAGAAAUAUUGAAGGCAAGUCUUUGAAUCAACCGCACAGUUUAUCAAACGCCUAUACAGAUUUUAUGUACACUUACGCACCUCAUCCAAAAUGCAGUAAAUCAUCACAGGACUGCCAGUCACCAUUUCUCUUCUGUAACUUGAAUGCUCCAUUCCCACGGUGCGUAGCGAAGAUAAAACCUGGAGGAAGAUGUGACGGUUUUGAAAGAGAAGAUGCUUGCUUUGGUAGUGUUUGCAUCGACUCUCGGUGCCGAAUGCAAGAAGGUGGAGGAACAAGUCACUGCUUGAACAAAGAGCCAUGUUGUGGGAUUCGAACAAGAAGAGGAGAAUGUUAUUCAAACCCAAUUUACAUGAAGGAGUACUGUAUGAGAAGCUGCGGUUUUUGCGCAUCAAGUGAUCGGACUGAUGCCUGCGUUAAUCGUCAUGCACUCUGCUCGAUAUGGUCAUCUGCAGGUCAGUGCGUCAUUCGGCGAGGCUGGAUGGCUGAAAACUGUCGCCCGAGUUGUGGAUGGUGUCGUCUGCCAUUAGAGCACUUUUGCUAUCUUGGAACCAAGUUUGGCUGA
Messenger RNA from Enterobius vermicularis (human pinworm), 1515 nucleotides. The record is from the annotation of a GenBank genome assembly. Lineage: Eukaryota; Metazoa; Nematoda; Chromadorea; Rhabditida; Oxyuridae.